Messenger RNA from Lindgomyces ingoldianus, 1676 nucleotides. RefSeq lists its product as uncharacterized. The coding region runs from base 300 to 1310 and encodes 336 amino acids. The record is from RefSeq and is a predicted model, not a curated record. NCBI's taxonomy places the organism in Eukaryota, Fungi, Ascomycota, Dothideomycetes, Pleosporales, Lindgomycetaceae. The transcript has a single exon.
CCGAAUCGUAGCCUCACUCAGCUCCUCUAACCUUCUCUCCGCCACAACCAUAUUCUCUGGCACGGUGUUGCCGAUGAUAUCUCUCCCUCGCACCUUCGAUAGGAGUAUUAUACCUUGAAGCGACGUGCUCCGCGACAGCUGCACGUAUAAGCUAUACGGGUAGCAUUGGCUCGGGACCGCUUGCCCACAGACCUGCACCGUCCUCGUCCCACGCCGUUCCGCCAUUUGUCACGUGGGCGUGACGUGUGUUCAAGUCUUCUAGUUAUCUCCCUGCCUCGUUUAUAGUUCAGCGCCUCGGUAUGGCGCCAAAGAGGAAGUUCCCAGGAAUCGCAGCCGAGUGCAAGCGGGUAUGGUCCGUAAAACAGCCGAGCUCGCAAGCUGGUUCCUACAAGCAACGGCAAGAAGCUCGAAAGCAACGGAAGAAAUACAAGCUUGAACGCAUCAAGGGCUUCACGAAGGAUGAUCUUGACCAUCGACGCGAUAUAUAUUACUGCAUGAAGGAUCAUCCUGGAAGAUAUUGUCGCGAAUGCAACCCCCGUGCCGAGGAUGGGGACGAGGAGGGCACAGAAGAUUAUAGCGACGAGAAAGCCGAACUAUCUGAGUCUUGGAGUGAUGGUACGGAAUCUUCUGAUGGUGGUCGUUCAGCCACAUACUCCGAGCUCUUGGACGAGAGAGAGGAGGUGGCUGAAGCAACUAAGUACAUCGAGGAUAAGGUUGCGGUCGUAGACGCGGUUGCCGCAAAUUUGCAGGCGGCGAUUGAUAAUUCAAAACCAGUAGCAAUUCCUGUUGGCGACUUGCAGGGUGAAUGGACACUAUACAAUUCAGACAUAUGUCCAAAGACCUUGGGGCCAACUUGCGAGUAUUAUCGAUUGUGGGUAUCACCAUCCGCUACUGAAGGGAAUCUACUCGACCGAAGACAACUACCCCAAGAAGCAUCCGAGCCAUUCAUCGAUUGGAUGAUCAAAGAGACUGGUGGGGAUAUUAAACCAUUUCUGCUCCCCCAGUACGUAUCCCGCGAGCGCAUCCCGAUCCUACUAGUACGACAUGGCGAAGACGACGUUCCUGCGGAUAUCACAUUCUUAGGCGACGACUGCCUGCGGCUGAGAGUCCCGAGAUCAAUCAUCUUCCCGGCUGAAUUUAGACGUACUGUUGGACAUGAGCUAAUGAUUGAAUUUGCCGGCAUACGUUGGACGGAGGCUGAUUUAGCAGUAAGAAAGGCACGACUUGAGGACGGCGAGAGACAGAGAAGGGCAAGGAGCCCAGGCACUCCAAGCAUGGGAGCGCAGCUAGGGGGAUAUGCCGAAUGGUAGCCUAUCGCGAUCCCACACGAUCUGACCAAAAUCUUCCCGAUUCGCGUCCUAGCACUUGUGACUUCGGCAAGGCUCUAGGUACAAGCCCCCCUGGUGUAGUAAUCUAACGCUUGACCAUUACGCAGCCGGGCGCAGAUCAAGAGGGCUAUCAGCCUUUUGCUUGGAAGGAAGUCUAUGCUGUAAUGCAGUGCCCAGGUCCGCCCUGCAACAAAGACCCUUAUUGCUGGCGUGAUCCAGUUGGAAAGAAGCACUAUAAGCUGCGAACGCAACACAUGAAGGUUCUUGUACGGUUUUCUGAGCAGGGGAAUACCUUGCAGAGCCAAGGUGAUGUUCCAAAGCAUAUAAGGGAGCAGCUUCAUGUUGAAG